CCAUUAAGUGGGAAGGACUGCGUUCUCCUACGGGCUCGGUUCACUGGCCGUACACCCUGGGGCGGGAGGGGGCGUGGCCUCCCGGCCCAGGCUCCACCCCCAGGCCCGCUUCCUCUCUGAGGCGGGAGGGGGACCCUGUCGUCCCGCUGUGCGCGGGCAGCCCCCGGCCGCCGCGCAAUGUCCGCCGGCUGGUUCCGGCGCCACUUCCUAUCGGGGGGUCCACUUCCAGAGCCGCGGCCACCUCGGCCGCGCUCCAGCCCGGUGCCCUAUCACCGGCCCCGCUUCCUGCGAGGCUCCAGCCCCGGCGCCACCGACGCCUCCCGCCGCCCGGAUGCCCGGCCGGUGCGCAGCCCAGCGCGGGGCCGCACGCUGCCUUGGAACGCAGGCUACGCCGAGAUUAUCAAUGCAGAGAAAUCUGAAUUCAAUGAGGACCAGGCCGCUUGUGGGAAGCUGUGCAUCCGGCGAUGUGAGUUUGGGAUUGAGGAAGAUCAAGAGUGGCUGACAGUGUGCCCGGAGGAGUUCCUGACGGGUCAUUACUGGGCACUGUUUGAUGGGCACGGUGGACCUGCCGCAGCCAUUUUGGCUGCCAACACCCUGCACUCUUGCCUGCGCCGGCAGUUGGAGGCUGUGGUAGAAGGCGUGAUGGCCACUCGCCCCCCCAUGAAUCUCAGUGGCCGCUGUGUCUGCUCCAGUGACCCCCAGUUUGUGGAGGAAAAGGGCAUCCGGGCAGAAGACUUGGUGAUUGGGGCCCUGGAGAGCGCCUUCCAGGAAUGUGAUGAUGUGAUUGGGAGAGAGCUGGAGGCCUCAGGCCAGGUGGGUGGCUGUACAGCCCUGGUGGCUGUAUCCCUGCAAGGAAAGCUGUAUGUGGCCAAUGCUGGGGAUAGCAGGGCCAUCUUGGUACGGAGAGAUGAGGUACGGCUGCUGAGUUCUGAGUUCACCCCAGAAACAGAGCGGCAGCGGAUCCAGCAGCUGGCCUUCAUCUACCCCGAGCUUCUGGCUGGUGAGUUCACCCGACUGGAGUUUCCACGGCGGCUGAAGGGGGAUGACUUGGGGCAGAAGGUUUUAUUCAGGGACCAUCACAUGAGUGGCUGGAGCUACAAACAGGUGGAAAAGUCCGAUCUCAAGUACCCACUGAUUCAUGGACAGGGUAGGCAGGCUCGGUUACUGGGAACACUGGCUGUCUCCCGAGGCCUGGGAGACCAUCAGCUCACAGUUCUGGACACCAAUAUACAGCUCAAACCCUUCCUGCUCUCCAUCCCACAGGUGACUGUGCUGGAUAUGGACCAGCUGGUACCGCAGGAAGACGACGUGGUUGUCAUGGCAACUGAUGGGCUCUGGGAUGUCCUGUCCAAUGAGCAGGUGGCAUGGCUUGUGCGGAGCUUCCUCUCUGGGAAUGGAGGGGACCCACACAGGUUCUCAGAGCUGGCCAAGGUGCUGAUACACAACACACAGGGGAAGGACGAUGGUGCCACCGGAGAAGGGCAGGUGUCCUAUGAUGACGUCUCUGUGUUCGUGAUCCCUUUGCACAGCCACGGCCAAGGGGGCAGUGGCCACUGAGGAUUCAGAUACUGCAUUCUAGAGACUCUUCAGGACCAGUACAGUCUGGGCAUAUGUCCACUGUGGCCAAGAGCGUGCCAAAUGCUUUUGCUUUCUGCAUCAACUUAUUUGCAAGAGAGCAGCGGAUGAAGAGUCCAGGUCCCGCCUUCUGCAGUGGUAACAUCCCUCUGGCAGAGGCACUUCACAACAUGUGGUAUCCACACUGACUCCUCAGCAGCCUAAAGGGUUAAGGGCACUAAGAAGCCUUGGGGAGCAAGGCAGCUCAUUUGGUUUCAACCCAUAAAUGUUCAGUCCAUGCAUUUAACCAUCCAUCCACACAAGGUGCCUUGCUGGAACCUCUGAGCAGCCUCACAUCUGCUUAAUCUAAGAUUAAAGCUACCUUAACUUUUUUCUUAAA
Molecule: messenger RNA, 1954 nt
Organism: Meriones unguiculatus (Mongolian gerbil)
Lineage: Eukaryota; Metazoa; Chordata; Mammalia; Rodentia; Muridae
Gene: Ppm1m
Product: protein phosphatase, Mg2+/Mn2+ dependent 1M
Exons: 10
Coding region: 178-1557 (459 amino acids)
Biological process (GO): protein dephosphorylation
Molecular function (GO): protein serine/threonine phosphatase activity
Source: RefSeq, a predicted model, not a curated record